AUGUCGGAAAUAAUUAAAACUGGCGACGCCUGGCCAUCAGGCGUAGAAUUCAAGUACAUCCCAAUUAAUCCCAAUGAUCCCCCAUUGGCAUGCUCUGUGCCAAUAUUGUUGAAGUUGGACGAUCAAAUUGCGAAACUUCCAGAGGGUGGGAACAUCGCCAUAGUUUCAGUACCAGGUGCCUUCACACCAACCUGUACCGAAAACCACAUUCCACCUUUUCUUCAUAAUUUAGCUAAGCUUCGCUCGGACAAGAAGAUUAACCUUUUGAUUGUUUUGAGUGCAAAUGAUGCCUUUGUAUUAAAUGCCUGGGGUAAACUCUUGUUACAAGGAAUUUCUGACUAUGAGGGUGUCGUAUUUGCUUCAGAUCCCAAUGCUCAAUUUGCACAAGCACAUGGAUUAUCUAAAGAUGCUUCUGCUGUAGGAUUUGGAAUCAGAACCGCAAGAUUUGCAUUAGUGAUCAGCAAAGAUAAGGUUGUGAAAUACUUAGGAAUUGAAGAGCAGAAGGGUGUCAGUGUUAGUGGUUAUGAUGCUAUAUACAAGGCUAGGUUAUGA
This is a messenger RNA of Dujonia railenensis, 552 nucleotides long. Lineage: Eukaryota; Fungi; Ascomycota; Pichiomycetes; Serinales; Debaryomycetaceae. The record is from the annotation of a GenBank genome assembly.